AUGCUUGAUGAAAAUCCUGAAACAACCAAUAUUCGGGUUACGAUGACAUUAAUUCCCCAACUGUCAGGGGGUAAUUAUCAACCAGUGCAACGCAUCGGAUGGAAGAAAACAGAAACAGUACGGAGGAGAAGCAUACGAAUACAAUCACGGGUUGACAAUCGGUCUUUUACCCUCUCCAUCUUCCGCCAAUUUUCCUCUUUUCGAUUUUCCUUUAUAUGUUCCUCCUUCCGCUCUUCACUGAAUGGGCGUCAUUGGAAUAACAGUGCACAACAACGAUCUAUCUAUUCAUCCCUAUUUGGCGAUUGCUGCCGCCAUAGCUGCAACCGCCAUUACUGCUGCAUUUGCAUGGAUAUUUGCAUUCACAGAGUGACAUUACAUGCGACAGUAAUAUCGGAAGAGAGUCCUUGA
Messenger RNA from Loa loa (African eye worm), 408 nucleotides. RefSeq lists its product as hypothetical. The transcript has a single exon. The coding region runs from base 1 to 408 and encodes 135 amino acids. The record is from RefSeq and is a predicted model, not a curated record. NCBI's taxonomy places the organism in Eukaryota, Metazoa, Nematoda, Chromadorea, Rhabditida, Onchocercidae.